This is a messenger RNA of Mollisia scopiformis, 1396 nucleotides long. RefSeq lists its product as uncharacterized. The transcript is spliced from 2 exons. Lineage: Eukaryota; Fungi; Ascomycota; Leotiomycetes; Helotiales; Mollisiaceae. Gene Ontology annotation, cellular component: nuclear origin of replication recognition complex. The record is from RefSeq and is a predicted model, not a curated record. Gene Ontology annotation, molecular function: DNA binding. Gene Ontology annotation, biological process: DNA replication. Bases 104 to 1288 code for a protein of 394 amino acids.
GAAAGUCAGAGGGCAACUUUACUCCCCCAGCCACGCUCAUUACCACAUCGCCACCUUCUCGAAUUUCAUAAACGUCAAGCUCUUCAAUUGACAUCAAUCCAGAAUGAGUCGCCCAAUCGAGUUGACCCUUGAGAAUCUCAUCCCUCGCCAUUCAGGAGCUCUUCCCCGCGAGCUUGUCGAAUUAGCAGGAUCUCUGCUCGCCCAAUCGCGCAACCAAUGCAGCAAUCUACGAGCAGAGGAGGAGGUUGCGCGAUUAUAUGCUUGCGCGAACCUGGCUUGCGAACGACUCAAAACAACCCUCAACCUCCCACCCAUCGAAUCCCGCCCUCCAAUCCCACCAGCAGCCUACUCGAAGCUCCUCAAAUACUUCGACAGCAAGCUCAAAAGCUCUGCUGGCCGCGCGCGAGCUCAACGCUCUGCCAAGGCCUCUCGCUCCACGCCCGCGAAAUCAUUACCCCAGCGCGGCACCCCAAGUAAAGAACAAAGCUUCAAAUCCUUCUCUGCCACCACACCAACAAAAUUGACUGCAGCUAUUUCAUACCGAACACCGAAAAAGGGACUAAAAUAUGGCUCUAGAUCCGACAAUGAGAAAAAGAUUCCGAAAUGGAUAGUUCCAGCUGUAAGGUUUCUCUGCAAAGAGAUGGGGACCCCGAAAGCGAUACCGCACAUCAACGCUGGUGUGGAAACUCUGCUUACUUUACCGUGUCCCAAGUUGGACGUGGAGCCAAUUGUGACUGAAGAGAAGGGGAACGGGAAAAUACCAGCGUUGAUAGCGUCGAUAUGGUAUUUUGUGGUGAUCCAGAUGCGGGGGAAGGCGAUGAGAGGGGUGGAGACUAAGGCGAGGCAAGAGAUGGUUAGGGAUGUUUUGGAGAGGGCGAGAGAGGAUGAAUGGGUGCUUGGGAGGGUGGGGAAGGGUGAGGAUGAGUGGAGGGGUUGGCAGGUUGUUAAAGGGACAGAUGUUCUUGUUUGGAACAAGGAGAUUGCGCUGAGAGGGUGGAAAGAGAUGGAUUGGUUCUCGAACGUGCCGGAGGGUUCUGGUGUUGAGGGGGAAGCUGAGGACUCGGACGAAGAGAUGGAUGAAGUGGUCCAGAAAGACGGAGAGGACGAAGAUGUGGAGGAAGCUUUUGGUGGAAGGGGAGGCAGGAAACCGGAUACGAUGCAUCAGAGGAAGUACGAUUAUCUAUCUGCAAAAAAUAGAGCGGAGUAUAAGGAGUGGAAGGAAGGAAUACUUGCUAUGGUAAAGGAAAUACGGAGUAAGAAUGAGGACACAGCCAUGACAGAUGUCUAGGAUGCUCAAGAUUCUGCACCUAGAGGCUAGACACACGAAGAUACCCAAUGAUCGAUAAUCGAGUACCUUUUUCUCAAACUCUGCCAAGACUUUUAAGUCUAGUCCGGG